Molecule: messenger RNA, 675 nt
Organism: Centruroides sculpturatus (bark scorpion)
Lineage: Eukaryota; Metazoa; Arthropoda; Arachnida; Scorpiones; Buthidae
Product: O-acyltransferase like protein-like
Exons: 3
Coding region: 36-329 (97 amino acids)
Source: RefSeq, a predicted model, not a curated record
UUUUGAUUAGAUUAACUCCAAGUCUUGUAGUUGCUAUGACAAUUCCAUUUAUUAUACCCCUUAUGGGAUCUGGUCCAUUGUGGAAUAUUGGAAUGCAACAAGGAAUUGAUUCUUGCAAAAAUCGUUGGUGGGCAAAUCUUCUGUACAUCCAAAAUAUUUGGAAGUUUAAUGAAAUAUGUCUUCCACAUUCCUGGUAUCUUGCCUCAUUAAUGCAGUGCCACUUAAUAGGAAUUCUCUUAUUAUUAAUUGGUUUCAGAAUUUUACAGGCGGGCUUAAAAAACAUUGUUUCAAGGGAGCAGAAUUUUGAGUAUGAGGUGGUGAGUUUCUGAUAAUGUUAGAGACAGUGCUCAGAAGGUACAAACCACUUACAAAGUUUUGGCAAUAUAUAGAAAUUGACUUUACAACAUAUUAAGGUAUUGACUCAUUGGAGAUAUGAGGUUUUGAUCACCAAUCAAUGAUCUCAAGAACAAGAGAAAUUUAUAUAUUUUUCUAUAUGUUUAUAAUGAAAGUAGCAUAAGAAAUUGUUAAUAGUUUUUUCAUAUAUAGAGUGCUCAAAAAAUACAUAGAUGAACUUAGAGCAAUAGUAGCGGAAAUAAUUAAAAGCAUUGUUAAUUGUAAAACAAGGGGAUAAUUUGCAUUACUUUAUGAGAUACAGAAGCUCACAUAUUAAUUGAA